Molecule: messenger RNA, 1281 nt
Organism: Vanderwaltozyma polyspora DSM 70294
Lineage: Eukaryota; Fungi; Ascomycota; Saccharomycetes; Saccharomycetales; Saccharomycetaceae
Gene: SWT21
Product: Swt21p
Exons: 1
Coding region: 1-1281 (426 amino acids)
Molecular function (GO): protein binding
Source: RefSeq, a predicted model, not a curated record
AUGAAUGAUAAACAGAGAUGGUAUACACUUUCUUCUACUGCUAAUACGUUUAAUGGUGCCAAUUUGAAUAUAGUUUGGGAUAAGGAGAAUACAUAUUGGUCAAAAUUGGCCUCCACAUCAUCUUAUCCAUAUCCAAAACUGAAUGAUUCAAAAUAUUGCAAUGAACUGGGGAAUUUAAAUAAGUUAGAUAUAUGUCAGGACCUUUAUUGGUCUGCAGAUGGUACCUCAUUGGUUGCCAUCAAUGAUGAUUACGGAAUAAGACAAUAUUUAAUCCCAGAAUCUGAGAAUUGUGAUAAUGAAUCCAUGUUAGUCCCUUUUACUAGAACAUUCUCUCCAAGAUCAAUAAUAGCAAGUGCAUUAUCUCCUACAUAUUCAUUGUUUAAUGAAAAUCGAUCAGGUAAUAUGUUAUUGAUUUCUGGUAGAGAUGUACCGUUACAAAGUUACCAACUAGACACAGAUUCUACAUCAUGCUCUAAGCCAUCUAUGACUUACAAUACAUUGAAUGACAAAAUUGAGAGGUAUGAUAUUAUAUUUUCAAUGAUAUUUAUAAAUAGUUCUCAAUUUAUAACAGGAUCUGUGAAUAACAAAAUUUCACUUUAUGAUGUUCGAAGGAAGGAGCCAGUAGUAUCUUUCGAUAGGUUCAAAAGAGAGCAAUCCUCAUCAAAAAGAAAGUCAAUUAUAUCCUGUUUUAUUGAUCGUGCUAAUAUAGAUUGUAAUAAUAGAUAUCCUAACAUUGUCUAUUUUGGAACUUACGGAAGAGAAAUGGGUGUCGUUGAUAAGCGUAUGGCUAGUCAAAGAAGGUUAUUAAACUUUCAACAUGGGAAUGGGGUUUAUCAAAUAUUACCGUCAUUCAAUGGUCAUUUCCUAUAUAUUUUGCAUCGUUCUUCAAAUACUAUAGAUAUAGUGGAUGUUCGAAAAGACAACAAAGUUAUAAACCAAUUAAGGAUUCCCUAUAAAAUUGGAACCCAGAAAAUGAAGGGGACCUUAUCAGAGACCAACGGAUUAAUGCUAGGUACUGAUUAUGGAUCAGUUAUAAAUUGGCAAAGUGAUAUGAUCGAGUUUGGAGGUCUUGCGUCUGAUGGUUCGAUUGUUAAAGACUAUCAACAAUCAGUAAGUGAAUGUCUAACUUCUUUUACAGGUUCUAGAAUUAAUAUUGUCCAACAAUGCCCUCAAGGAAAUGAAUAUUUUGCCAUAUCUUAUUCUCCAGAUAAGUUUUCUGAUUCAGAUAAAACUUCCGCUGUCAAAUCAGGAAUAUCUCUGCUUAGAGCCUCUAUAGACUGA